AUGAGCACGCGCUCUUCAAGACGGACCAACCCGGCUUCGACGAGCCGGCAAGCGGAGCAGGGUACAGAUUUGGCCAAUCGAUCAUCGGCUCAAGCGGAAAGCGUCAGAAUUCGUUCUUCAUCCUCAAGCAAUCGCGCGGAUAGCGUCGCUUCAAGCGUCUCCACUGUGCGGCCCAGAUCGAAGAGGAUUCAGGAGGGCCCAACCGCGUCCAAGCGGCAAGCGGAAGUCAAGGGCGUGGGCGGUCUGAAGAUCGAAGAUGAGAUUCUCCUCGAAGAAGACGAGAGGGAUCUUGGUGGCGAAGGGGUGGAGAUGGACGUGCAAGUUGUAGAGACGCCACGGCCACGAGGAACGCGAGCGCCACGCCCUACGAACGUUGUGCUGAGCAGCUUCGCACAGGAUGCCGCCAGCUCGCCAAGCUCCGUGAGGGGAGGUGUCGGACCUCAAAUUCACGUGUUCGGCAGCUCAAGUGUGCGAUCCGUGGAACAGGAAGCUAGUCGCUUGUCGGGCGGCCGAUUAGGACCUCCAUCAAGCCAGCACGAAGUAGUCGCAUCUCCACGCACCGACGGUGGUGCUCCAGCAAGCUACGCUCUGGGUCGGCCACGCAUGAGUUCCGAGAUCCCUCGAGCAGCGAGACACACCUCGAUAGGAGUGAUGGCAGGGCCAGAUCGUGUCCCCCGCAGAAGGCAAGUGUCUGCCCUGACAUCAGGCGCCGAACUUCAGGAGCUCAUGCGGAGUGGAAGAUUGAGCGACAGCACCUCGGGCCACAACACAGUCUCCUUCCUGUCAGAUGCCAGAGGUGGCGACGCGUUCAGGCGCGGCUCUAUCAGUACGAGAAAGAGCAGCGUAGGACCCCGCCUUCGACCCAGCCUUAUGAAGUCAGAUGGACAGGUCCAUGAACCAUCGUUGGCUCAGCGAAGCAACAUGCUCGCUGGCAAUGCGCAAGGCGUCCUGAACUUCUACGCAGAAGUCAUGCGCGAUGGUUUCACCGAUGAAUCGGUCGCCGCGAUGCGCAGAAAUUGGGAACCAUUCCAAUGUGAGUCAAAGAAUGCGUGCAAAGGGCUCCGCAUCCGCUUAUAGUGCCUGCGCAUGCCCCACAGCAUACAAAAUGAAUAAGCUCAUGGCCGAGGCUCAAUAUCCAAGUCACUUCAUCGACGAACGAGCCAUGCUGCUGGCUAACGACAUUACGGAUGCCUCUUCUGAGUUUGGCGAAGCACUACGGCUGGCAAAUUGCGCCACCUUUGUUCACUACGUAUACAGUAUUCCUGCGGAUGCGACUCCCGCAGCAUUGAACCAGGGAUACUAUCCCCAUCGAUCGCUUUCCGAGCUGCUAGACGCUGGCAGAAUCUUUUUAGCUUGGAUCGUCCCGCCCGACACGCCCUACUCCGAUGAUAUUUUGGCAAUGCAGGUCGAUCUGUGCACCCAAGUCUAUUUUGCUCGUCGAAGAGCUGAUCGGCACGUCCAACUGUCCGCACGCAAAAGGGCGGUAGACCAUCGAAACGAAGUCUUUUCUCCAGAGACAAUCAGGAAGAGCUUGUUGCGAGCCGCAGCUUAUAGGCAAAUAUCUCCUGACGACUUAGACUUGAUCGUCGAGCGAUUCGCUGUCCUUGCCGAUGCCCGCAAGUACCAGGUGAGCUACACGAUUUUCUGCCUUCACUCGACGCGUCACUCAUAGUGCAAAUUCACCUGCGCAGAUCCUGCAAAUGGACGACGAGGUCGAGUCUAUGGCUGCCCACUGGAGCGUGACUCAAACAGCGUCGGACUUUGCACGCUUCAUCGAGUUCGCCCUGCAAGUGUAUCGCCCUGUUGCGCCCUGCUCCUCGUCCGUCGAGGAUUUGCUCGAGACUGCACAGCUGGAGAACGAAACUAGGGUCGAUGAUAGCGAGCUGCAGAUCGAGCGCGAUCUGGCCGGAAAUGGUUCGAUGGUGGUGCUGGACGACGUGGCUGAAGAAGACGAAUUGGAGUCUGAAGUCUUCGAGGAUCAGGACGAGGAUGGCGCAGAUUUGAGAGGCAACGCCGUUCGUGCUACUGGCAUGGCAGAAGAAUCGAGCACACCCACAGAGAGACAAAGAUGGCUUCGAGAAGCAGCAGAAGCCGAAAAAAGUACGGAGAUCCGUGAUGUCUCGACCAUCCUUGCUUCUACGACCCCGAGGCAGCGUCGUUCGUGGCUUUGCGACGCCGUUGCGGCCGAAAGCACGCCAGAACCAUCAAAUGCACUCUCUUCCGCUGCUAGGCAGCGCAUCCUCGCUGAGAUGGCACUCAACGAAGUCAGUGCCAUGGCCGCAGAUGCGUCUCCGCAGCCGGCUAGAGAGAGCCCCGCUGAGCGCGUCGCACCUCCAGCAGCAACGCCUCAAAGACCUUCUGCACUCAAUGCGCGCAGUAUCAUGGCAGGCCUCCGCUCGGCUCGAAGGUCUGUUAGCAUCCAACCUAGUGCACAGCAAACGCCAGCACCUGCAACCGUCAGGCUUCCACCACCACGCUCGGGCCUCAGAAGCCAAGUCGCCGCUGUAGAGGUGCCACUGAUCGAGGCGAGCUCUAGCAGCGGUCGUUUCCAGUUUGACUCGCAGAACCGUAUCAGGAGGACGAACGAACCUGCUCCUGAAGGCUUGCUUGCCAACAGACGCGGGCAAGGAGAAAGAAUGGAACGUUUUGACGUGGAUGAAGAUGGCGAUGCGUUCUUGCAAGAUCAAGUCAAUUUGAAAGGAAAGGGCAAACGCAAGGGCCGCGAACGACCUGGAAAGAUGAGGGCAAAGCAAGGCGUGGAUGACGCUGAUCUCGGUAGUGCCCCCGCAGAGAAAGCGUCCGGUGCGGCAUCUGUCGCGACAAGAAGGACGCGAGCUCAAGCUCGAGCACUUGAGGGACCAGCCGCUGUAGCGGCAGCGCCUGGAGAGGACUUGGGCAGCAUGCCGCCUGAUGACGAGAUGCCAGAUUUGGAUGAGGUCGGUCGAGACCAACUUCCGCCGGACGAAGGCCUCAAUGUGCACGGCGCAGAUCCAGAGGUGCUUCUCGAUGGUCGCAAUGCGGACAAUGUGGAUCUCGCAGAUGUGAGCGUCGGUGCUUCGCCACUUCGACGUCCAAUUCGCAGGUCUGGGGUGCCGCCGGUCAGAUCGAACGUAGAACAAGACUUUGAACAUCUGGACGACCUGGAACAGCAAAAUCGUCAAAUCGUAGAGGAUCGCAAACGCAAGCGCAAAGGAUAUCUGCAUUUUCGUCUGCUUGGCGCCCCGUCGAGCGCUCAGGAACCGUUGCCUGAGACGACAUCUUCUGAUGACGACGAGAUCGUCGAGGAGCCGUUGCCGGCUCGAGUAGGUAGGGGUGCAGUGCUGAACCCUUCUAAGCGGCCUCGCAAUCACAUGAAUAGAGAAGAAAACGAGCGUCUAGGAGCUGCUUCAGAUGUUGCAAAGACCAACGUAGCAAAAGCUACACGAAGCAAAACGCGAAGGAGUGCUAGGUCGGAGCAGAACAGCACCUCUGAUUCCCCACGCCAGACACGCUCAAGAGCGUCCACACGAUCUCGCAGGGCAGCGCAAACAGUCAACGACGAGAACGUGCCGGCAGAGGAUGCAGAAUCGAGUGAGGAUGAGGAGGAGCAUGAGGAGAUGGACGAGCUGCUAGAAGUGCGCCGACCACGAGCUUCUUCCGUACGAUACAAGCCCAAAAAGAACGCAGAGAUCUACAAGACGGGAGGUAAUGCUAAGGGCAGACAGUUGUGGUCGGAUGAAGAGACGAGGGUGUUACGAUCUGCGCUGCGUCGGUUUGCUAGAAGAAAGAUGAAGAAUCCUCAUGCACUCGUGUAUCGCGAUGUCAUGCUUGCGCAUGGGCAAACUGGAGAUAGGAAGCUGGCGAGAUGGAACAAUGUGCAGCUCAAAGAUAAGGCUAGAAACGAGCUGCUACGCAUGAGACGUGAAGGAGAAGUGGUGAGUAGGGGCAGACUAAUCGAGUGUUUUAUCGCGUAUAUGCGCCAACUGCUGAUUCGUGCCUGGUCGUGUCGCGAGCAGAUUCCGUACUGGAGAGCUCUGCUAUUUCCCAACCUCUGGGAAGAGAAAAAAGUACCCAACGCUGAGGCGCCUCCUGAUUCUGAGGACGAGUCGGACGAGAUUGUGGAAGACGAGGAUGAUGAUGAGGACGAGGAAGACGAAGCGGAUUCUGAUCAGCACGAGAGCGCAGAGGGUGCGACUGGUGCGGAAGAGGCAGAUGAAGAUGUGGGAGAAGUGGAAAAUGCGCUCUCUUGA
Ceraceosorus bombacis is the source of this 4229-nucleotide messenger RNA. Lineage: Eukaryota; Fungi; Basidiomycota; Exobasidiomycetes; Ceraceosorales; Ceraceosoraceae. The record is from the annotation of a GenBank genome assembly.